Molecule: messenger RNA, 1825 nt
Organism: Bombus pascuorum
Lineage: Eukaryota; Metazoa; Arthropoda; Insecta; Hymenoptera; Apidae
Gene: U4-U6-60K
Product: U4/U6 small nuclear ribonucleoprotein Prp4
Exons: 5
Coding region: 207-1784 (525 amino acids)
Biological process (GO): mRNA splicing, via spliceosome
Cellular component (GO): U4/U6 x U5 tri-snRNP complex
Molecular function (GO): U4 snRNA binding; protein binding; U6 snRNA binding
Source: RefSeq, a predicted model, not a curated record
UGUUUUCUAUCUUGGAUAUUUCGUGUUUGAAUUAUUUGAAGUAUACAUGGUCGCUUGCUUGACAGAUAAUAGGUUCUAAUAAGUUUUAGCUAUUAUUGCAUUUAUUUUGGUGUAUAAUUUCUGUUUAAUCCACAUAGAACAUCAUACCUUAGAAGCAUAAUUCCGUACACUUUCUAUCUUCUGCCUAUAAUAAGUAAUUGUCUAAAAUGUCAGAUGACGAAGAUUUGGUUUAUAUUAAGAAGCAAAAGACUGUUCAUUAUGGAUCCCUCGAAGAAGCGGAGCGUGCUAGGUUGGUUGCUGCGGCUGAAUCUUCUGAAGAAGAAAAAAGUUCCACAAAUUUGGGAGAUAACGCUAAUGCUACAACUACUUUGGGAAACAUUCAUAUAUCAAAUGAAUAUAUGGAACUUGAAGAUGAGAUGUCUAAAGAUAGACAAGCUCUCUUAGAAGAAUUUGAACGUAGAAAGAAAGCUCGUCAAAUCAAUGUGUCCACUGAUGAUUCCGAAGUAAAGAAAAAUUUGAGACAAUUGGAUGAGCCUAUUUGUCUCUUUGGUGAAGGACCUGCAGAUAGGAGAACAAGACUGAGGGAAUUAUUGGCCAAUUUGGGUGAAGAUGCAAUUAAAAAAAAACACGAAGAAGAGGAGAAACCGUCCCAUCCAAUUGAGAGAGACACAGAAACAACAUGGUAUCAUGAAGGGCCAGACUCACUCCAAAUAGCACGUUCUUGGAUUGCUACGUAUUCACUGCCCAGAGCCAAAGCGAGAUUGGGUAAGGCAAGGCAGGAUUUGGAGUUGCCAACAGCUACCCGUACAGCACGCCGUCAAGAGCUUCUGAAAAAGUUACAAGCUUUGACAAUUUACUGUUCUCAAAUUGGAGAUACUAGGCCAAUUUCUUUCUGUCAGUUCAGUCCAAAUUCCAAAUUGCUCGCUACAGCUUCAUGGUCAGGCUUGUGUAAAAUAUGGUCUGUACCUGACUGUACUUUGUUAAGAACUCUUAAAGGACACACUUGUAAUGUUGGCUGCAUUGUUUUUCAUCCAAAAGCUACUAUUACUGAAGAGGUGGUAGGAGAAAAAUCUGGACAGACUUGUGUGUUAGCAUCUUGCGCUUCGGAUGGAACAGUAAAGUUGUGGAGUGGUGGAUCCGGGGAGGAACCCUUAGCUGAAGUCGAAGGACACGAACCGCACAGAGUUUCAAGGCUAGCUUUUCAUCCAUCUGGUAGAUUUCUUGGGACAUGUUGCUAUGAUGCAUCUUGGAGACUUUGGGAUUUGGAACAGCAAGCAGAAGUCUUACAUCAGGAAGGUCAUGCCAGAGCUGUACAUUGUAUUAGUUUUCAGGGUGACGGUAGUGUAAGCGCCACAGGCGGUCAUGACUCUUUCGGUCGAGUGUGGGACCUUCGCACAGGACGGUGCAUUAUGUUUAUGGAGGGUCAUUUGAAAUCUAUCUUUGGUAUCGAUUUCUCCCCGAAUGGAUUUCACAUAGCAACAGCGAGCGAAGAUAAUACUUCUAAGAUAUGGGAUUUACGAAAGAGAUCUUGCGUGUAUACGAUACCUGCGCACACAAAUUUACUAUCAGACGUGAAAUACCAAAGGAUAGAAGGACAAUACCUAGUCACAGCAUCGUACGACAAUACUGCGAAAAUAUGGUCAAAUAAAACCUGGCAACCACUUAAAACGUUACCAGGUCACGAUGGUAAAGUUAUGUCCGUCGAUAUUUCUCCCGAUCAUAAAUUCAUCGGGACUAGUUCGUACGAUCGAACGUUCAAAUUGUGGGCUCCCGAAAACAUGUAACAAGACUUGAUGGAAUAAAGAAUAAUUUAAAAACAAACGAA